UCGCCCGUAGAUUCAUGGCGCCCGCUUGCGCCGUAACCAGCAGGCGGAAAAUGGCCUGGGAGCGCGGCCAAGGCGGGAAAGGAACCUCCUUCGAACUCCGGGGCUUGUUGCUGCCGGACAAAACAGCAAGUGGAAAAGAGCAGGAAGUCGAUGAGGACGAGGACAGUGACGACCAGGAGCCCCUGGCUGAGCUACCCGAAGAUUCGAGCCAACUUUCUUUCUUCCAGCCCCCGCGCCGGACAGUUAUAAUAAAAGAUGAAAAAUCCCAAAAGGAAUACAAGGUGGUUGGACGGUUUCCAUUUAAGGACCCAUGGUGGGAAGUGAAUGUUAAGGUGAAGCUGGCUGGAUCAAAGUGCUAUGCACAGGGGUACCCAUCUUACUUUCUACAGACCCACCCAAAAGAAAAUUGGAAAGCAGUUAUUUCACUAUUUUUUGAGGCAUGUAAAGUACCAGAAGAAUUUAAAAUAGCAUUUUUUAAGUGGCUUCCUGAAGAGUCUUCCCUAAAUUUUGAACAUCUUGAAGAAAAAUUAAACCAGUUUAUGGUAUCGAAAUAUCAGGAAAGAAACCCUAAAAAUGCCAGAGACGUUGACAUCUUUUAUUACAUUAAGAACUCAUCUGCAGGGAAAGCUGUUCUGGUAGCCAUGGUCUUCCCAGCUAUUGUGGAAUUCUUGCCAACACUUCUGCCAUAUAGCAUCUCCAGCUGCAUUGAGUGGUUGGACUGGAGUGAAAUCAGUGGCUAUGAAUGCAGAAAUGAUAGAUUAACAAAACUGAAUAUGAUCUUAACAGAAGAGCCAUGGAAACUUGGAUUCAGCACAAUAUUAUACAGAGAUCUGCAUACGUACAUUGGUGAAGCUCCUUGGAAAGCUUUCUGUGAAUUCACACAACUUCUUGAAAAGAUUCCUGAUUUACAAAAGAAUGCAUUAAUAAUAUAUGCAGAACUCCAGAAGAGGUGUCGAGAGAUGGGACAUACAUAUGAAGAACUGGAUGUGUUGAUGAGUAUGGUCUCUGAUAUGUCCACUGAAUGUGUUUGGCAGUCACUUCAGUUUAUGAAAGAAGAGAAGAUAGUGGUUAUUGAGAGAAAACUAGUGUUCCUUUACAAGCUGUACAAAGCUGAAAAAGACAUUGCACUGGUUAUAUAUGAGCUCAUAAAGAAAACCCCAUGGCAGUUUCAUGUUGAUGUGAGAAAGGUACUUAAUAGUGGUGCACAUAUUAAUGAUCCAAAAGGCCCAGUUGAGAAUAUGUUAAAUGAUGAGGAAGAACCUAACAGUAAUUCAGAUAUGCAAGAAAAUAUGGAUGGAACCACCAGUAAAGAAACCUGUGAAGCAGAAGUGGAUCCAGAUCAGGAGAAUGCAAUGGAAUUGAUCUGUUCCAAUCCAGUAACAGUUAUGAGUGGCAAAGGUGGCUGUGGAAAAACAACAGUGGUUAGUUCCCUUUUUCGCUAUCUAAAACAAAUGGAGUUUGAAGAAGUUAGAAGAGCCUGUAAAGAUUUUGAAGCAGACCUGGACACAUCAGAAGAGUGGAAAACUUCUAAGCCAUCUUUUUCUCUCAAUGUACAUUCAGAUAAAAGUGAAUUGCUGGAAGUCUUGUUUACUGCACCUACAGGGAAGGCAGCAGGUUUGUUGAGUAAGAAAACAGAUCUUCCUGCUUAUACUCUGCAUCAGGUUGUCUAUAGCUAUUACUCUGGGGCCAAGCCAUGGAAGUUUUCUAAAGUCAAAGUGUUGGUUGUAGAUGAAGGAAGCUUGGUGUCCGUAGUUGUUCUUAGCAGAGUUUUAAAACUCUUAUUCCACAAUGCUCAGCUUUCAAAGCUCGUUAUUCUUGGUGAUAUUAGACAGUUACCCAGUAUUGAGCCUGGUAACAUGCUGUGCGAUGUGUUUGAGAGUCUGAAAUCGAGCAAUUGGUCAGUAGAACUCAGAACCAAUCACAGAACUGAAUCACAGUUAAUUGUGAAUAAUUCAACAAGAAUCUCUCAGCGGAUGUACCCAGAAUUUGAUGCUGUGCUCAGAAGCUCUGACAAGAAUAGAACCUGGCCAAUGCCAAGUCCAGAGAAAAAAUUUAUUUUUGUUGCCCUGUCUUCUGAAGAUGACUUGCAGCCUGCCAUAAAGGCUUUGCUAAAAGGAGGACCAGGGCUUGAAGAUGCUGAGCAGUCACAGUUCAUUUCUUUUAGAAGGAAAGACUGUGACCUCAUCAAUGAACUCUGUUGUCAGCACUACUCACAUCAUCCAAUGCGAAACGAUAAAAACCAGUUACAAUUUCAGUGCGGUGACAAAAUUUGUUCCACAAGAAAUGCAUACGUAAGAGAUCUUCAUCCAAAUGAUAAGAUUUGCACAAAGAAUAAUAGAGAUCCUGAUCCAUGUGAUUGUGAUAAGUGCUUUACAAGAGAAGAUUGCCUCUCUGGUCGGAAUCCACCUUCCCAUGAAAAUAAAGAUACUGAUAAUACACGCUUGUGCAAUGGAGACAUAUUCUACAUUGAAGAGGACAGAGAAGUUGACAAGCGUCGGCUCCUGACCAUUAGUAGCACUGAAGGACCUACAUACACCCUGCUUUAUCGAGGUCUCCAGAGAGUAUGUAAGAUACAGCAUGCCUGGGCCAGAACUAUUCACACAUUUCAGGGUUCUGAGGAGAAGACUGUUGUCUAUGUCGUUGGAAAUGCUGGUCGUCAGAACUGGCAGCACGUAUACACAGCUGUUACUAGAGGACGUAGUCGAGUCUAUAUUGUAGCUGAAAAAGCCAAACUCCAAAAAGUUAUAGCUACCAAAGAAUUCCCCAGAAAAACUCAUUUACGAAAACAUUUGCAAGAUGCAUUUAUGGGGAAAACUGAUUCUUUUGAGGAAAAAUUUUCUUCUCAAGGGAAUGUACAGAGUGAAGAGGAUAGGAUCUAUGACUUUGCUCCUCAUGCUGGAAAUAAUUGCAUUAACUUAGAGGAGGCUGCAGUUUCUGAUGAAAUGAAAGAUGACAACAGACAGAGAACUGUUGAGCUAACUGAAAUGUCACGCCACCCAGGUGGGCUUAAAAGGCACAGUAACUUUCCAGAGGAUUCUUCAAGUCCUUCUAAAAUAAUGCUGAUAACGGAAGACAACUCCCCACUUGGAAUAAACAGACUUCAAGGCAUGACACUGGAGGGUCCUGUUCCUAAAAAGCUUUUUCCAUCAUAACAAAUCUGCUAUCUGGCGAGGUGCUUCAUUUUGAUUUUCUUUUACAAAGCGUGCAUCUGAAGUAUAAAGCUGGGGUGUGGGCGGUCCAUUUUUAAAAAUAGAUUUUUCAGAUUAAAAGGGAAGGCUCCCCCCCCUUCAAAAAGUCAUUUUAAAAGUCCAAAUAGUAUUAUUUUUUAUUAAAGUUGUCUGCAUCUCUUGUAAUGGAGAAGCACACAUCCUAGGACUAAUUUUGAUGGUCAUUACUGGGGAAAAAACAGGUGUUGGAUUUUUUUUUAAAAAACCAUGUUGUCAUGAGAUGUUGUUGUUGAUAGGUGGUGUCCACUUCUGCUGCUAGUGUUCUGAAGAUGUUACUAGAAGCUGUGUGGUAAGAGUUUACAUAAUGAUAGGGACAAGCGAAUCUUUUACUCUGGCUUUGUUGGAGGACUCCCUUCUCUCAAAGCAGUGCUGUAUUAAUGAAAAGUAUUUCAUUGCAAGAAAGAUUACCUUUAAACAUGGCUUUAGAAACCUGUGUUAGAUCAGAAUGAGAGAAACUGUACUUACAGAAGCCCAUUUGGACAUGUAUUUUCCUAAUCCAAUCAGGGCUGUGCACUCAGAAGCCUGAGUUAUGUCAUUCUUGUCCCUUCUUGGAUCAGGGCACAGAAGUAGUCUUGGUUUUUAGAAUCUGAAAAGCAGGGAGCUUUGAGACCCAUGGUGGACAAAAAUCUUGUUUGAUCCCUGCUGUCCGCCCACUUCAACCCUGCCGCCAUCACCACUUUCUUCCCUUUUCCACCCAUCCCCAUUUAUGCUUUAUGUAGUAUCUUGGCUGAUAUUCUCCCUGUUUGGGGAAGAUUUUAACACACACACAUCCCUCUUUAAAUAUUUUGGGGAUAAAGAUACAGACAUCUUCCCUGUCUGUAACUGGCCCUAUUGUGCAGAUUCUUAAUCUACAUCUUUGGGGAUAAAUUUAGAAUGUAUGUCUAAGAUUAUUUUAAAGAAUCUGGGACAUAAGCUUGUACAUAUGAGUGAUGACAUUCCCAUAUAUUCACUGAAUGCUUGGGGAGGGAGACCAGGAGCAAGCAAACUGGGUCUCCCUCCUGCCACCAUCUUGUCCCUUCUUGGAUCAGGGCACAGAAAUAGUCUUGAUUUUUAGAGUCUGAAAAGCAGGGAGCUUUGAGACCUAUGGUGGACAGAAAUCUUGUUUGACCCCUGCUGGCCUUCAACACAUGCAAUAUCCUCUUUAAAUCAUUUACAUUUUUCAUACAAAUUUUUCAACAGUUUGAACUCCCAGAUAAAUCUCCACAACUGCCCAGUCAUUUGCAGGGAGGCUGUGCAACCUUUCCCUCUCCAUGGUCAGCAAAUUUAAAAAAACAGUGUUGUUGUAGAUCACUGGGAAGGAGAGUUUGCAUGGCCACUUCUUCCGUGUGGGUUUAAGUAAAAACUGUCUCUCUAAAUUGUAAACUCAGUUUCUAAAUCUUUCUCAGUUAUUUGCACUUCAAAUGUGAGACCUGGAUAAUGUAAAUGAUAGAGAAUGCAGGAUCAUUUGUUGAGAUUGUAGAGUUUUUUGCUAACUAAAUAGAAGUUGGCAUAAAAAUUCAACACAUAUCCUCUUUAAAUCAUUGUUUAUUUUUUUUUACAUUUUCCAUACAAAUUUUUCAACAGUUUGAAUUCCCAGAAACCAUACAUUGACGAUAAAUAUCAUGCUAUUAAAGUAUUAAAUUUGUACAAAAAUACUUUUCAUUUUAAUACUCAUUUGUUACAAAUAAAAAUACAUAUUAAGUGGUUUAUGA
Messenger RNA from Heteronotia binoei (common prickly gecko), 4918 nucleotides. RefSeq names its product DNA helicase B (gene HELB). NCBI's taxonomy places the organism in Eukaryota, Metazoa, Chordata, Lepidosauria, Squamata, Gekkonidae. The coding region runs from base 15 to 3152 and encodes 1045 amino acids. The transcript is spliced from 13 exons. The record is from RefSeq and is a predicted model, not a curated record.